UGGCACAUUUUCAUGUUUUUCAGCGAUGAUUUUGUGCCUGUGAAUGGGAGCUGCACUAUCAAAGCGCCACAAUCCUGGUGCACAAUGGAGCCAGAGGAUAUGGAUGUGAUAAUGUCCUUUGAAACUAACUGCUCUAUCAUAGUAACACAAAUGGCCAAACAAGGCAAUAUGGAGACCCCAACAAAGAGUCACUCUGAAAAUAUUGUUUUAUACAAAUCUGUUAAACCAAAACAACCUUUCAACCUAACCAUGACAAAAAUUGAUGGGGAUUUUAACCUCACUUGGGAUGUGGCUUAUGCAGAACACUUUCUGAAUAAAAAAUUAUACUACAGAGUACGAUUACAAACUAAAAGUGACCCAGAUAAGAUGCCACAAAUUUACACCCUGCAGCAGAACCAACAAUCAAUGGUUCUCAUUAGUGAAAAACUCCUGCCAGGAAGGCAGUAUGUGGCAGAAGUUCAGGUUGCAGUGCAUCCUUCAAUUUUUACAUCCAUGUGGAGUGAAUGGAGCAACAGUGCUGAAUGGACAUCUGACUCUCCAUCGUCAGAAUAGUGCUAUUUCCUGCUGUUUCCUGGUGCUGCUUGUGUACACUGAGAACCCUAAUAAGUUGACUGAACUAAAUUGAUUGAGUAAACUCGUUGUCUCAAUUUAAUUGAGUAAUGGAGUUCCCCAAAACUUGCAUAUUUAAGUUCAUUAAACUUGGCGGUUUUGUAGACUAUACUUAUAUCGUUAAGUUCACCAAACUUGGCGCUUAUUUAAUGUACUUAAAUGAUUAUGUUCACUUAACUUGGUAUUAAUUUCAAGUGUACUUAUAUUUAAGUUAACUCAACUUGGAAAUGUAACUGAAACUGUCGAAUGAUGUUCUUAUUUUUGACUUGCAAGCUUUGUGCACACCAAACUGAAAUAAAACAAUGAACAGCAUAUUUAAUCUUUGACUUUUUAUUGACAAUGUCACAAUAUUAAUGCAAGUACAGUAAACACUAUACUGUAAUGGAAAUGGGUCACAGCCACACUGUAAAGGUGGUAACAAAAUUAACUAGUGCAGUACAUCA
Messenger RNA from Sinocyclocheilus grahami, 1052 nucleotides. RefSeq names its product interleukin-21 receptor-like. The transcript is spliced from 3 exons. NCBI's taxonomy places the organism in Eukaryota, Metazoa, Chordata, Actinopteri, Cypriniformes, Cyprinidae. The record is from RefSeq and is a predicted model, not a curated record. Gene Ontology annotation, biological process: cytokine-mediated signaling pathway. Bases 13 to 552 code for a protein of 179 amino acids. Gene Ontology annotation, cellular component: external side of plasma membrane. Gene Ontology annotation, molecular function: cytokine receptor activity; protein binding.